AAAGCAACCGUUUAGUUGCUAGACAACAUCAAAAUUCCCCGAAACAAAGGGGGCUCGCAACAGCUUUAUCGAUACUCCAGGUAAACCCAGGUGACCCUGGGAGUUUGCUCUCGACCCCCGACCGGAGUAGUCAAACAACUCCUUCCCAGGAUGUCCAUUUACCGAAUCAAUCCUCGCCAUGCCUCCUUGGCUGCCCGCCAGAGGCAAUCGAAGUCCACCCGGAUGACCAGGCACACCAUCUUCAGUUUGAAGAGACCCAUCACCUUCCAGGUGCGCAAGUCCUUGGUGGAGUACGUAGACAUGGAGCUGGCGGACAUGGACACCUCGGUGUUCUAUCAGCGCAUUUUCAUCCUGGCCAAGAACUGCCACUUGACACCAGUGGAAUCCGAGGAGGAGAUGCCCGCUGAGGUUCAGGCUCCGGUGGAGCAGGCGGAACCCGAACCAGUUGAAGGAGAUGCGCUACAUUUAACAGAGGAUGCAGUCUUGGAGAAUGAGGAAAAUGACUCUCCCACUACUACGAUGACGGAUGCAACGCGCAUCCCAGCGCCGGAGGAAGCUGCUCAGGAAGCGGUGGAACAGGAAGUGAUAACCCACACGUUCCGUUUCAGCGAGGAGGAUCACGGGGAGGUUGAGUCACUCGAGGAGGAGGAGGUGGAACUGGACUCCCAGGAGCCUGGCCAGCCCAAGGACUUCUAUGCCAUCUUCAGCGAGCGGCUGCGGGAGUUGCACAAGCAGUGCAAGGCGGUGGCCAUCACCCCGGAUCCCAUAUGUGGAUUGUAUCUUCACAUGGGCGACUACAGCAUGCUCAUGCUGGAGGCCUCCGAGGACAUGAUAGGGUGCUUCACCCGGGCCCUGGCCAGCUGUGCCGAGAACUUCUGGCAGACAAACCGCGUCUUCCACAUCGAGGAUCACAUCCAGGAGCUCUACACCAAGGAUCUAAUCUUCCGCCGGAUUCCUUCGGUAUUUCUCAACGAAAAAUUCCCCACCUCCACGCCCACGGAUGAGUAUCUCAUGGGAAAGCAGCACCUGAUCAUCAAGGAUAAGCUGUUGACCAUCUGCCGCCUGAUCUCAGAAGGCCUGCAAGCCGAUCCGGACGCGGUGUCCAUGCGGGAGAGCGAUUUCGAGGAAGAUCUGCCGAAGUCCAAGUCCAAGGGCUCCAUUCUAAGUGAACAUUUGCCAAUGGAAGUGUUCCGCAAGCACCUGCCCGAGAUCCAGCGAAUCGAACUGGUCUUGGCCUGCACGCGAUUUUAUUACGAGUUGGAUGAGUUCGCCAAGAUCUACGGCCAGGUGCCCUUUUCCCCCGACGAGGAUGGGUUGUUCUGGCCCAUCCAGAACAACUAUACCCCGCCGAACAUCUUCCGGCGCACUCCCUACGACAUCAAUCUCACAUUCGGGGAUUACGCGGCGGUGGCUACCAAGAGGAGAACCCACGAGAGCCUGGUCGGCAGUUUCGAUGCCGAGGAGGAGGCUCCAACCAAGGAAAAUGCCGAGGAGACUCCCCCGAAAGCUGAAUGAGCCGUCUCGCUAUUUUGAAUCAUUUCGGUUGUAUAUUUUUUUCCUUCUAGCAUUAAAUAUUAACUGACAGA
Molecule: messenger RNA, 1586 nt
Organism: Drosophila subpulchrella
Lineage: Eukaryota; Metazoa; Arthropoda; Insecta; Diptera; Drosophilidae
Exons: 1
Coding region: 151-1515 (454 amino acids)
Source: RefSeq, a predicted model, not a curated record